AUGGCACAAAAUUAUCUUGGUCUCGAGGUUUCCGCCCACACUGAUUCCAAAUAUGAUAUCAGGUUUAUCAUGGAAGCCGGAAUUACACUUUGUGCAAACUCUAUAUAUGAACAACAGUAUAAGCAUAGCACAGUACAUGAUGCACAAUUGGCCUUAUUCCAAUAUUUGUUAAAACUUUCGAAAGGAACGUCGGAGUGGACGACCACAUUACGCAUGAUUUUUGGACUAUGCAACAAUUACGGGAUUUUUGGACUAUGCAACAAUUACGGGUAUGUAGUUAUGCUGAGCGCUGCAGAGGAUAUUAUGGCUGUCCAGGAAGGAGGCAAUGUAACCAAAACAAUCGAGAAUUGUGAGGAUCAUAUCACUGCUCGACAUUGUACUUCUAUUUCCACUGGAGCUGUUCUUCUCGCCGACAACCUUCCUUCUCUUUUUGUUAAACUAACCUUUCCAUUCUUUAUGCAUCGAAUUCCAUUUGUAUUUCGUCACGUCUUAGUGUGCGGACUUCAAUCGGCAAGUUACUUCAUAGUCGCUUUCUCCCUGAGUGUGCCUAUGUCUCUAGCCGGAGUUUGCUUUGCUGCCUUCGGAUCAGGAAUUGGAGAAAUAAGUUAUCUCGCGCUGGCUUCGCAUUAUCCAACGUAUGCACUUGAUGGCAUUGAGAAUUCAAAAUUAGCAAUAGCUGCUUGGUCUUCCGGAACGGGUGCUGCCGACGGACACAAAACAAACGUAUAUUUCAACAAAGAAUUUUGUGAAACGCCACCUGUACCGCUCCGAUCAACGUAUGCAAAUGUAGAAAAAAGAAGCUGCCGCAAAACCGAUAGCAAUUUAUGAUU
This is a messenger RNA of Strongylus vulgaris, 830 nucleotides long. The record is from the annotation of a GenBank genome assembly. NCBI's taxonomy places the organism in Eukaryota, Metazoa, Nematoda, Chromadorea, Rhabditida, Strongylidae.